AUGGCAGAUUCGAUAUUUUCUUCUAUUUCAGAUUUAUUAUUACUGGUCAUUGCCGUUUUGGCAGUGACGGGGAACGCUUUUGCCGAAAUACACGAAAUUCCCACAAAAUGUCCAGAAUCUUCAGGCAAAACCGUACAGCUCGCUCACAAACACGAUUGUACCAAGUUUUACGAGUGUUCCAAUGGGCAGAAGCAACUUUCGAAUUGCCCAGAAUUUGCCCCGGGACAGAAGCUACAUUUCGACCCUGAACUUCAAAAUUGUACUUUCCCAUGGGAGGCAAAUUGCGCGUCAAGAGCUCCGGAUUGUUCAAUGGACGAAUUCAUACAACCUCAUCCCACCAACUGUAGUUUAUAUUACAAAUGCGAGAACGGGGAAAAAGUCUUAAAAACGUGUGACGAGAAACAGCUGUUUUGUUCCGAGUCUCUAGAAUGCGUAGACAAGGAUGCCGCCAAGUGUAAAGUUCACGAUUCAUGUCCAACAGGUAAAUUGUUGGAAGCUGUACUUCUCCCGCAUGAUUGCGAUUGCCAUCGUCAAUCGCUGUAUUAUGAAUGUGUCGAUGGACAAUACGCUGUAAGGCGGUGCCCAUCGGGUCAUGUAUUCGACGCUGAACGUAGACAAUGUGUGUCUAAUGUCCACUGUCCUGCAACCGGUAUUAAGAGAAUUUCUCAUGAUACGGAUUGUGGUUUGUAUUACGAAUGCGUGGAUGGUGUGAAAGUAGAGAAAGUUUGCGAAGAUGGAUUGUCUUUCGACGAAACCAAGGGUAUAUGUACUUGGCCUCCGAGACACGAGUGUUCAUCGAACUUUAAACAAACCGAUCCGGCUAUAUACUUUCUACCUCAUGUAGCGGAGAAAAAAGAUGACAUGGACUGUCCACCACAGGGAUAUACAUACUUAGCACACGAAUGUUCUUGCACCAAGUAUUACUCUUGCGAAGACGGAAAUAAGUAUCUGGGUAAAUGUCCUGAAGGCACGAUAUAUGAUUAUAUUAGAGAAGUUUGCGAUUUGCCGCAUGCCGCCAUAUGUAGGAACGAAAUAUAUACUAACGACACGUUCCUAAGUGAAAAUUGUCAUUUUUCAUCUGAUUGUCCAUCUGAAGGCCAUAAUCGCUAUCCUCAUGAAAGUGAUUGUACAUUAUUUUACGAUUGCUACAACGGUCGCAAAUGUCGUAUGUCGUGUUUCCAAGGGUACGUCUUCAAUCCACUAAUCGGCUCGUGCGAUCUACCUAGGAACGUUCCCAACUGCCACGAUUAUAUACCUACCCCUACGACUACGACAUGGCGCCCGCCUGCAACCACGUCUACGACAUGGCGCCCGCCUGCAACCACGUCUACGACAUGGCGCCCGACCGGUUGCCCGGAAGGAGAAAUAACGCAUCACGACUGUAACUGCAAUGCAUAUUACUUAUGUCGGAACGGACAAUACCAAUGGAUGAGAUGUCCCACAGGCCAAAGUUUUGAUUGUAUAAAGCGGCAAUGUAUGCCAGAAGGAAGUGCUCAUUGUUGCAAAUCAGAAAGCAACGAUUGUGACGGUACAUGUUCGUCAAGCAAUAGACUUUUGCCCCACAAGGAGUGCAACAAGUAUUGUACAUGCGAUAGUGGAACUACCACAGUUCGAAAUUGUCCCAGGCAUACGUAUUACGAUCGGUACAGACAAAUUUGCAACUGGCCAGAAGCCAUACAGAACGGUGACUUGCCGGCACAGUGUGAUCCUACCGACUGUAGUUUCGGUGAGAAUUAUGUUCCCCAUGAAUGUUAUUGUGACAGAUAUUAUAAAUGCUCAGGCAAUGGUAAAUUUCUUCAGAAUUGUAAAACUGGAGAAUACUUUGACUAUACAGAAGAAAAAUGCGUUGACAGUAAAUAUGCUCACUGUUAUGUAAAGAUUUGA
This is a messenger RNA of Bombus huntii, 1884 nucleotides long. RefSeq lists its product as uncharacterized. Lineage: Eukaryota; Metazoa; Arthropoda; Insecta; Hymenoptera; Apidae. Bases 1 to 1884 code for a protein of 627 amino acids. The record is from RefSeq and is a predicted model, not a curated record. Gene Ontology annotation, molecular function: chitin binding. Gene Ontology annotation, cellular component: extracellular region. The transcript has a single exon.